UUCCUCACAACUUUCGCCUGCUGCAGUGUGUUUGUGUGUCUGUGUGUGUGUCAGUGUGGGAGGGAUAAAAAAAAAAUAUAUAUAUAUACGGCGUGCGAAUUUGUUUAUGAGAAAGGUUUAAUUGUUUUGCACUAAAUAAUAUUUAAGUUCUCAAGCAGCUUUUGCUUAAAAAGGGGGAAAAAACAACCCCAGAAGGAAAACAGCCCACUCCUGGAAGAGAAAUCAAGGCUGUCACCAUGGUUGCCACAAGCACAUUAAAGACCAAAAGCAGCGAAUGUAUCUCUGAAUUGGUUGACCGAAGAUAUGACCAGGCUUGCAUUGAGAAAGAACUGGACUUCUGGGAUCACUGCUUGGCUGAACCCCAGAGAAAUGCAGAUGUCACAGAGGAUAGAACCUGUCAACAGCUGGCCAAGAUGUUUGAAAACUGCCUGUCACGAGCCAAGAAGACGACGCUGCACUGCUCCUCUGUGCUGGUACCGGAGAAGCUCACGCGGAGAAUAGCUCGCGAGGUCCUGCGGCUGUCGUCCUGCGAGCCCUGCGGCCUGCGCGGCUGCGUCCUCUACGUCCACCUGGAGCUGGACAAGGGCUGCAAGCGGUUGGACCGCAUCGUGUACGAUGCCACCGUGGUGCCCACAUUUGAGCUGACUCUUGUGUUCAAACAGGAUGGCACUGCCUGGCCCAGCCUGAGGGACUUCCUUUUCAUGGGAACCUGCUUUGCCCCAACUUUCAGGCACGUACUCAAACUGAGUCCAGGUUUCCGGCUUGUCAAGAAAAAACUGUACUCCUCCUCGGCUGGUACCGUGGUAGAGGAGUGCUGAACUAUGGGAGGGAUUAGAGUGGGAUAUCAGGUUUCCUGUGGGUAAACGCACUUCUGCCCAAAUGUAAAUGACACUCCAGUGGUGUCAUAUUUUCUACAGUGUUUUUGUACAAUACACUUUGUCCGUUCAACUAUUAGUAGCCAGUCGAUCAGUUUGGAGCUUGGGAUGUAAAGUUAAAGGUUAUGCAUAAAUGAGCCUCAUAGUUCUGGGUUUGGCUUCAGUGUUUCUAAAAGUUUUUUUUUUUUUUUUUUUUUAAAUCAGCAAAAUUGUAAUAUUCUGGGUGUUUUUUUGUUUUUUUCUAAUCGGAGCAUUUGUUGCUCAGACACAAUUUUAAAAUCGUACAUUUUGCAGAGACGAAUGUAAAAAUGUUCACGUCAACAUGUUUGAGAGGGACAUACUGUGGGUACACAUUUGUUAAAGACACUAGCCACUUUGUUGAUGCGUCUGCACGUUUCCAGAUGCGUUGAAUGUGUUCAGCAGCAAUAAGCACACCUAGGCUUGAAUAGGAAGACUGAACUUUGAGUCUUUUGGGGGCCAUAUGUAGCUAGUUGUGUAUUGCUGUAUUUAGGGCUGCGGAUGUUUUUAAGACUGAAUGUCCUGUGAAGAUGCUGCUGCCGUGGUGUGGGCUUCUCACACUAGGGCAACGUGGAUGCCUUAAAUGUCUGUUUUCACUUGGAUCACAGCUACGUGUACGUUUAGUGUAAAUGUUUUAUUAAAUUUUUAUUUUAUACCCCCCCCACCCCUAGACCUGCUUUUCAAUGCAGCGCCUUUAUAGAUUAAAAGGAUGGUUCACCUGAAUGUAACAGCUUAUUUGUUUUUUAUGUAAUUGUUAACCGGGACGUGCAAAGAAAUUACUGGAGGUCCAGCUGGUAAUUUGUGAUUUUUGGUAAAUUCCCUACAGUCUAUUUUUUUCUUUUUUCUUCAUGCCAUGUGAAACUUCCUGUUGAAGGAAACUAGAUCUUGUCUAUUAGACAAUAAAAAAUUCAAACUGA
Messenger RNA from Larimichthys crocea (large yellow croaker), 1810 nucleotides. RefSeq names its product DNA damage-inducible transcript 4-like protein. The transcript has 3 exons. The record is from RefSeq and is a predicted model, not a curated record. Gene Ontology annotation, cellular component: cytoplasm. Gene Ontology annotation, biological process: negative regulation of signal transduction. NCBI's taxonomy places the organism in Eukaryota, Metazoa, Chordata, Actinopteri, Sciaenidae. Bases 237 to 818 code for a protein of 193 amino acids.